This is a messenger RNA of Aspergillus ibericus CBS 121593, 2067 nucleotides long. Its product is annotated as DUF1793-domain-containing protein. The record is from RefSeq and is a predicted model, not a curated record. The transcript is spliced from 2 exons. Bases 1 to 2067 code for a protein of 688 amino acids. Lineage: Eukaryota; Fungi; Ascomycota; Eurotiomycetes; Eurotiales; Aspergillaceae.
AUGAGGUGCUUCAAGGGACUUUGUUCUCAGUGGAUCUGGGGAUGGGCUCUUCUAGAGAUUGUCGCGGCUGCCUCCUUCACUCCCCUUCUCCCUCCCUCAUAUCCACUCGCUGUUCGCAGCCCUUACCUAUCUUCUUGGCUUCCAGGAAACCAGGCAGCAAACCUUCCUUCCAGUUCGCCUCAGUUUUGGUACGGAAAUAAUCUUACGUGGUCGGUCAUUGCUCGCGUCGAUGGCCAGGCAUACAGUCUUUUUGGAGUCCCGGAUUCGCUCGAGGGCAUCCAGGCUGCUACUGUCACAGGUGGCAACUAUACGUCGACGCACAGCAUCUUCACGUUGACUGCGGGAUCGAAGAGUUUCACGCUGGACUUUCUGUCGCCUGUCUCCCCGACCAACCUCGUGCGCCAAUCUCUGCCAUUUUCUUAUCUCACAGUGUCAGUUAACGGGGGAUCGCGCAAUGAAUCUGUCCAAAUUUAUUCGGAUAUCGAUUCCUCCUGGACUGGCCGGCCGGAUAGCGCAGCUUGGGAGUUCUCAAAAAUCAACACUACCUCCGUGUUUCAGCUGAACCCUGUUGGAGAAGCCAUAUUUUCGGAAAAUGCCCAAGAACAAGCGCUCUGGGGUGAAACAGUCUAUGCCACCCGCGCUUCACAUGGAGACACCCUCUCCUCUGCUUCUGGCCCAUUGUCUGCUAUCCGAUCACAAUUUAUUGCCAAGGGGUCUCUGGCUGAUACCCAUGCAAAUUGGACAUCGGAUGGUGUCGUAGCAUUUACGCAUGAACUGGGAACAGUUGCAGGGGAUACCUCGGUUACAUUUGCCAUUGGGCAUGUGCGUGAGCAGGCCAUCAACUACCUUGGAAAUGCGCAGACUGCGUACUACCGAGCGAUCUAUCCCAAUACCACAUCAGCCGUCUCCCAUUUCCUCGACGACUAUGUGGAAGCGGCAGAUGAGGCGACCAAGAUGGAUACUUUGAUACAAAAAGGCGGAGAGUCAUCGUACGGUACUAAUUACUCCGAUAUACUUGCACUCUCUCUUCGACAAAUCUACGGUGGAAUGGAGCUCACUAUUCCCGAUGACACCCUAGACACCCAAGAUGCGAGGGCCUUCAUCAAAGAGAUCUCUAGUGACGGUAAUAUCAACACCGUCGAUGUCAUCUACGCAUCCUUCCCAAUCUUCUAUGCCUUGAGCCCCGACUACAUCAGACUCCUGCUACGACCCAUCUUCGAGUACAUGGAUAACAAAAACUACACCGAAGACUACGCAGUCCACGAUAUAGGUACCCAUUAUCCAAACGCCACGGGCCACAAUCCUAAGGGCGAGAUCAUGCCGGUCGAGGAAAGCGGGAACAUCUUGAUCAUGGCCUAUGCCUACGAAUUAGCGACCAACAAAACCGAUAUCUCAAGCACGUACUCAUCCCUUCUGACCAAAAGCGCCCAGUAUCUGGAAGCACACGGGAAAUACCCCGAGGCGCAGCUAUCCCUCAACGACGCACUCGGCAAGAUAGCCAACCAAACCAAUCUGGCCAUGAAAGCUGCCAGCGGACUUGCUUCCUACGGACAAAUGACCUCGCAAGCCAACUACACGAAUGCCGGGAAAUCUCUCGCCGAUGCACUCUACAACGGUCGACUGGGCACAGAUCCUAAUGGGACCUACUUUACCAUCCAGUACGGUAGCAACUCAUGGUUCCUUGUAUACAACCACUAUGCGGACGUCCUGUUCUCCCUCGACCUCUUCCCCGAAGAAGCAUACAACGCCACCACAGCCUUCUACCCUACCGUGCGCAAACCCGCGGGGGUAGCACUGGAUGCCGAUAUCAACUGGGGGCAAACGAACUGGCAGGGGUUUGUGGCUGCAACUGUCACGGGAGAAGCCAGAGACAUGUUCAUCGCAGAUAUGCAUGCCUACAUUGCGAAUGGGCUCAACGGGGUACCGUUUUCGGACCGCUACUGGGUCAAAAGCAAUACCGCCGGGACGGCUGGGGAGUUCUUCUCGUUCCGGGCUCGACCCGCCCUGGGAAGCCACUAUGCGUUGAUGGCACUGCAAGGUGCGAACCAGUGGUCAUUGGCUAUAUAG